GUCCUCUUCCCCUGCAACCCUGCACUGCAAGAAGCGAAAGCGAAAGAAAAAGUGAGAACUCAUCUCUUUCAGCUAAGCUCGCAAUGGAGCUCCCAUGGGGUGCCCUGCUGCUGGCGCUGCUCUCCGUCUCCGCCUCCUCCGCCGUCGCCACGCUCGCCGUCACCGCUCCCCCUCCGGCCCCUGCCCGUGCUCCUGCCCCCGUCACCGCCCCUGCCCCGGCCCAUGCAUCUCCUCAAGCUCAGGACGCUGAAGGUCUGCUGAUCAACGGCAACUUCGAGAAUGCGCCGAGGAAGGUGAACAAGACCCUUAUCGUGGGGCGGCACUCGCUGCCGGGGUGGACGCUGCGGGGCCACGUCGAGUACGUCUCGGCGGGGCCGCAGCCGGGCGGCAUGUUCUUCGCGGUGCCGCACGGCGUGCACGCGCUUCGCCUCGGCAGCCACGCGUCGGCGUCGCAGAACGUCUCCGUGCGCCCCGGCUCGCUCUACGCGCUCACCUUCGCCGCCACCCGCACCUGCGCGCAGGACGAGGCCCUGCGCAUAGCCGUGUCCCCCUCGCUCUCGGCCCCCGCCGACGUCGCCGUCCGCACCCUCUACAGCGCCGACACCGCCGACACCUGGGCCUGGGGCUUCCGCGCCUCCUCCCCCGUCGCGCAGGUCACCUUCAGCAACCCCGGCGUGCAGGAGGACGCCGCGUGCGGCCCGCUCAUCGACGCCGUCGCCAUCAAGGAGCUGCCCACGCCCUACCCCACCAAAGAUAACCUGAUCAAGAACGACGGGUUCGAGAUCGGGCCGCAGGUGUUCAAGAACUCUAGCGUGGGCGUGCUGCUGCCGCCCAAGCAGAAGGACGUGACGUCGCCGCUGCCGGGCUGGAUCAUCGAGUCGCUCAAGGCGGUGCGGUACAUCGACGCGGCCCACUUCUCGGUGCCGGCGGGGCAGUACGCGGUGGAGCUGGUGGCGGGGAGGGAGAGCGCCAUCGCGCAGGUCAUCCGCACCGUGCCCAACCGCGCCUACAACCUCUCCUACGUCGUCGGCGACGCCAAGAACGGCUGCCACGGCUCCAUGCUCGUGGAGGCCUUCGCCGCCAACGUCACGCAGAAGGUGCCGUUCGAGUCCACGGGCAAGGGCAGGUUCAAGGCGGCGAGCCUCAGGUUCGUGGCCGCCGGAGUCCGGACCAGGGUCACCUUCUACAGCUCCUACUACCACACAAAGGUCACCGACGGCGUCUCGCUCUGCGGCCCCGUGCUGGACCAGGUCAAGAUCCUGCCGCUCAAGCUCUAGUCAUCCAUCGGAAUAGACCAGAAGCUCAGAUCAGAUCAAUCCUGUCGCGUUGAUUCGGUAUCGUCGUCUCGUCUAUGUAGUACGUAGUCGGUACGUAAUUUGUGACAUCGCUGCUGGACCUCUCUCUAAUCGUGUACUAGCGUGGUGGAACUGGCGAUGACUUGCCUGUGCUGCGCCUGAACCUCAACUUGUCUUCAAUUUGUUUGGGAUUUGCGUAGGCUUUCUACUAGUAUUGAGAUGAUUUUGUAAUGACGACGCA
This is a messenger RNA of Triticum dicoccoides, 1536 nucleotides long. RefSeq lists its product as uncharacterized. The coding region runs from base 84 to 1277 and encodes 397 amino acids. The record is from RefSeq and is a predicted model, not a curated record. Lineage: Eukaryota; Viridiplantae; Streptophyta; Magnoliopsida; Poales; Poaceae. The transcript is spliced from 3 exons.